This is a messenger RNA of Nerophis ophidion (straightnose pipefish), 2404 nucleotides long. Its product is annotated as stimulated by retinoic acid gene 6 protein-like. The record is from RefSeq and is a predicted model, not a curated record. Gene Ontology annotation, cellular component: plasma membrane. The transcript has 18 exons. Gene Ontology annotation, molecular function: retinol transmembrane transporter activity; signaling receptor activity. Gene Ontology annotation, biological process: vitamin A import into cell. The coding region runs from base 6 to 2057 and encodes 683 amino acids. NCBI's taxonomy places the organism in Eukaryota, Metazoa, Chordata, Actinopteri, Syngnathiformes, Syngnathidae.
GUCACAUGCUUUUAACCAGGAAAUACAGAAGUGAAAUCUGUCCGUUGCAAGCGCGGCGAAAACGAACAAGGUUUAUUUUCAAACCCACAAGAGAGUGUUUAACUAUAAUGACGGAUCCAGUGGAGCACGUGGAAGCCAUUGUACUGGACUGUCAAAAUGGAAUCUCGAUAGACCUCUUUCUACAUCUUACGCUUAUCCCAGCUGUGCUGAUUGCCAUCGUGCUGUCAUUCUUUCAGAGGAGAGCAAAAACAUUGCCCAUUGACAACAAACUUCCUUUCUUGCAAGGGCGUUUUGGCAUUGUGGUGCCUCUGGACACCAUAGGCAGCCUGAGCAACCGCUGGUCUUAUGGGUUCGCCUUUGGGGCCGUGUCCUACAGCGUCCUGCUGCUCUUCUCGGAACAUUACAUUCCUUUCACUGUCCCGCCCUGGGCCAGAGCUGUUGUUUACCUGGUUGGAGCUCUGGAGGUGGGCCUGGUCAACCUACCGUUCUUUGCCUGCCUGUCAACUCCCUUCAGAACAGCUGGAGCCAUACUUGGAAUGAUCUACUCUUUGUGUUGGCUUAUCAUCACAGUGUGGGACACGUUCACAUGUCCAGGUGGCAAGAUUUUGGGAAAAUAUCAGAAGAUAAUUGUCCAGUGGCCUUGUAUCCUUUCACUCGUUUUUCUUUUGGGGAGAUUUGUCUACAUGUUGGUCAAAGAUGUUCGGAAACAUCUACAGCUGGAACAGGAGGACCCAGAUGAGCUCACUGAUCAACACCAGGUGCAGCAUGUGAAGAGACUACUGAGGAAAACAAGCGCACACAGCAAGACCCUAAGCUGGUUCCAGAGCAGAGUGUACGAGUGGGAUCCCGACUUUAAGUUCCCUAACAGAAUCAUUGGCACUGCCAUCAUAUCUCUCAUUGGCCUGUACACGAUGACUCUGGCUGACUACAGUCUGAGUACCGUGGCUUUCGGUCAAGUGGACAAGUGGAAGAACACCUUGAAACACCUGGUGACCUCCUGUAAUCAGACAGAAGCGGUCGGAGCCAUGAUCCCACAAUUGGAGGAGUUCAUCGACGUGGCCAGGAAGACUUGGUUAGCAACCACCAUCUUUGCGAGUCUCAAUUCAGUCGCCUACACGUUUCAUGUACUGGUAUGUUACAGGAAACAUUUAAAGAGACUUUGGAGAGGAGAGAAAGGUUUCCUCCCUGAAAAGUUCCACAACCCACGCUCUUCUGUCAGUGUGGCCUCCAUUGCACGGUACUCGGGAUGGCAAAUUGCUUUUACACUGUGGGGUUAUCUGAUGGUCCACUUUGUUCACUUCCUGGUUGCACUGUUGUUGGUGUAUGUGAUUGUAAUUCCAAUACAACACGGGAAAGUUCUGACCAUGCUGGCCAACUUGGGGACCCUAAUUCUAACCAUCGGUCUUGUGAUUGCCAUGGUGAUUCUUCAGAUAGUCCUGGUCCAGAUUUUUUUCCUUCAGGACAAACUGUCUUCGACUGAUAAACACAAACCACUGGCUCUCAACAACAGGAAAGCAUUCCACUGCUUCAACUACUUCUUUUUUUUCUACAACGUGAUCUUGGGUAUGAGCACCUGCAUCAUGAGGCUGCUCAUCAGCAUUGUGCUGGGAACAUGGCUGGUGUCCCGCAUUGACCGGACAAUUAUGCAGAGAGGAUAUGAAACUAUGGAUGCAGGUUAUAGCACGUGGAUCGGGAUGAUAUUUGCAGAUCACUAUCACAACAAUCCAGUUCUGGUGUGUUUCUGCCAAGUGCUCGUCUCCACCACUCUGGAAAAACGGACAGAAUCUGCAUAUAAUACACUCAACAACGCAUCGUCUGAAUGUCUUGUCAACAGUCGGGCAAGGAGACACUGGGCUUUGCUUUACACCCUCCUGAGAAACCCCCAUCUGAUCCUGCAUAGAAAGCAUCACCUCUCCUUGUUGACCUCGUCACACGUGUCUCCAUCUCCCCACUCGGACGCUGCAAUGCGGGCUUGGGUCAUGGCUUCCCAAUCACAGAGCCAACAGGCACUGUCGGUGAACUUACCAGACAACACUGUGGAACAAACUCCAGAUUAAAACGGCAUUCAUGAAGAUGCAUAUUGUGUUAAUGUUUGGACUUAGAACAUAGUCAGCAAUGACCCAUUUAUAUUUAUGUAAAAGUUUGUCGAGAUUUUUCAUGAAAAUAAUGCUUGGACUACCACUGCUGAGGACUGAACUAGUACAGUAAUGUGCAGAUCCAUACUGAAAUACUGAUACCGCCGAUACCAAAUAUUUAUACUCUAAAAUCGACUCUCAAAUCGAAAUAUUGAUACUUUUGAUAAUUUAUUUUUUUUGCAAUGGUGUACAUCAUAAACAGGAACAAAGUUUAAAGCAGGGGUCCCCAAACUUUUUGACUUGGGGGCCGCAUUGGGUUAAAAAAAUUG